This is a messenger RNA of Phyllostomus hastatus (greater spear-nosed bat), 987 nucleotides long. Its product is annotated as butyrophilin subfamily 3 member A2-like. Lineage: Eukaryota; Metazoa; Chordata; Mammalia; Chiroptera; Phyllostomidae. Gene Ontology annotation, molecular function: signaling receptor binding. The record is from RefSeq and is a predicted model, not a curated record. Gene Ontology annotation, biological process: regulation of cytokine production; T cell receptor signaling pathway. Gene Ontology annotation, cellular component: external side of plasma membrane.
GGAGUGUCAAGGUUAAUUGGGGGCAGUUGGUGAGAGCCAGGGCCCCUUUAGGAAGAGAGGCUGAGGAGCUGGGGAAGCCUGCAGGGUGUCCCUCACCCAGAGAAGGAGUGUGGGGCUGUGAGCCUGCAGCAGGGAACGAUGGUGAGGCGCCUGGUCCCCCCUCUGCCUGCCCUCCCUGUCUGCCUCGCCGUGGUCCAGCUGCUCAGCCCCUGCUCAGCUCAGUUUGCUGUGGUUGGACCCCCCGAGCCCAUCCUGGCCAUGGUGGGUGAAGACGCUGAGCUGCCCUGUCACCUGUCCCCGGAGAUGAGCGCUGAGACCAUGGAGCUGAUGUGGGAGCGACCCAGCCCCAGGCAGGUAGUGCACACGUACGCACACGGGCAGGAGGACACGCCGGCAGCAGAGUAUCGAGGGAGAACUUCGAUUUUAAGAGAGGACAUCACUGCGGGGAAGGCUGCUCUCUGGAUUCGGGACAUCAGAGCCUCUGACAGCGGAACCUACCUGUGUUAUUUCCAAGAUGGAGAUUUCUUCGAAAAUGCCCUGGUGGAGCUGAAGGUUGCAGCGCUGGGCUCUGAUUCCCACGUUGAAAUGAAGGGCUACGAGGCUGGAGGGAUCCGUGUGGAGUGCACGUCUGCCGGCUGGUACCCGCAGCCCCAGAUCCAGUGGAGAGACGCCAGGGGACACAGCUUGUCUGCUGAGGUGGCCACAGAGGCUGCAGACCCCCAGGGCCUUUAUGCAGCCUCAGCCUCUGUGAGCCCCUUCUUCCGGAACGCACAGCCCUGGGUGGUGGCCCUGGGAGUGACCCUGCUGGCUCUGCUGGGGCUCCUGGCGGCGGCGGGCUACUUCCUGUGGAGACAGCAGAAGAAGAACCAGGCCCUGUCCCAGGAGAAGGAGAGGGCGCUAGCGGAGAAAGAAGCAGCUCAGGCCAAGGAGCAGCAGGAGCGAGGCGCCAAAGGGUGGACAAAGAUCCCGUACCUACCACGUGAGUGA